UGGAGGCUCUGUAUUUAGCCAAGAGAGGCCACCAAGUCCGUUUAUAUGAAUUACGCGAAGAUAUCCGAAAAACCCCACAAGUCCGGGGGCGGUCCAUUAACUUAGCUCUUUCAGUCCGAGGUCGGAGGGCCCUCAGAGAUGUAGGGCUCGAGGACCAUAUGAUCAACAACCACGGGAUACCGAUGACCGGACGCAGAAUUCAUAGGCUGGAUGGAUCUACGUAUGUUAUUCCUUACGACGCAAGGACUAAACAGUGCAUUUUUUCGGUGGGACGAAAUUACCUGAACAGUUUACUAUUGCAAGAGUCGGAAAAGUACGAAAAUGUAGAAAGAUUCUUCAACCACAAACUAAUCGAAGCUAACCUCAAGAAAGGGAAGUUGAAAUUCUUGAAAACGGACACAGGAGAGACAGUAGAGGUGUCGACAGACCUGGUCAUUGGGGCAGAUGGGGCCUUUUCAGGGGUGCGCAAAGCGAUGAUGAAGCAACCGCUCUUCGAUUACAGUCAGAAGUACAUCGAGCACGGCUACUUAGAGCUUUGUAUUCCUGCUGAUGAAAAUGGUGAGUUUCAGAUGCCAGCCAACUUCCUUCACAUUUGGCCAAGAGGCGAAUUCAUGAUGAUUGCUUUGCCAAAUCAAGACUGCUCCUGGACUGUCACUCUGUUUAUGCCUUUUACGAAUUUCAAGAAAUUGGAUACCAAGGAAAUGCUUAUUGAGUUUUUCGAGAAGUACUUCCCUGACUCCAUACCUUUAAUUGGUAAACAGAAACUGAUUGAAGACUUCUUUGCCACAUCUCCGUCAGCUUUAGUGGCUGUUAAGUGUCGUCCGUACCACGUGGACGACAAAGCUCUUCUCAUAGGUGACGCCGCACAUGCGGUUGUGCCGUUUUACGGGCAAGGCAUGAACGCAGGUUUCGAGGAUUGCUCGAUUCUAGACCAGCUGUUCCAAAAACAUCAUGAUAACUUGGCAGACAUAUUGGAAGAGUUCUCUAGGACUAGAUGGGAGAACACUUUUGCUAUUAGUGAUCUCGCUAUGUAUAAUUAUGUUGAGAUGCGAGAUCUGGUGAACCGUCCCUCGUACCGUAUACGCAAGGCAAUGGAUGACUUUAUAUUUUGGUUGCUGCCCGACAUUUGGGUGCCACUGUAUAACUCCGUCACAUUUAUGUACAUCCCAUACAGCCAGUGUAUCAAGAACAGGCAGUGGCAAAAUAGGAUGCUACUCUAUACUGUCGUCGCAGUGGGGUUUUUGGUAUUCGGAAGCCUCCUAGCUGUACGUUAAACUAUAUAGUAUUUAUUGCAUUUAUCCAAUUGAGAUGCAUUUUACCUAUGUUAUUUGUAAGUCAGUGUGUUAUUUUUUUACUGGUGGCAGAUACAUUAAUUCUAUCAUUCAUGCUGUGUUCCGGAUUAAUGGUUAAAGAGGGCGUUCAUUAUCCUGCAUUGCAGUCCGCUUUGCUAUCCGCCACGUAAUGCAGGAUUAUGAAUGUAGUCGCAUCGUGUAAGCCACUCUGCAAUCCUGCAAUGCGUCCUGCAAGACUUCAUAACGUGGGCCAUACACAGAAUAGUGUGUGAGCAGCCUCCUGCCUGAGCGGCGGACUAUCAUGCAGGUAGUGAAUAGGCCGUUUGUUUUUUUUUUUAUAAUAUUAAGUGACGGGACGAUCAAGUCGUACGUCUGAUGGUAAACCUAUCCAUAACAGUUACAGUGCCACUCAGAACUUUAAAAUCUAAGUUA
Messenger RNA from Hyposmocoma kahamanoa, 1724 nucleotides. It is a transcript of the gene cn, whose product is annotated as kynurenine 3-monooxygenase. Gene Ontology annotation, molecular function: FAD binding; NAD(P)H oxidase H2O2-forming activity; kynurenine 3-monooxygenase activity. The coding region runs from base 159 to 1274 and encodes 371 amino acids. The record is from RefSeq and is a predicted model, not a curated record. Gene Ontology annotation, cellular component: mitochondrial outer membrane. Gene Ontology annotation, biological process: NAD+ metabolic process. The transcript has 9 exons. Lineage: Eukaryota; Metazoa; Arthropoda; Insecta; Lepidoptera; Cosmopterigidae.